Messenger RNA from Acanthisitta chloris (rifleman), 1488 nucleotides. It is a transcript of the gene ARHGAP1, whose product is annotated as Rho GTPase activating protein 1. Gene Ontology annotation, molecular function: GTPase activator activity. The record is from RefSeq and is a predicted model, not a curated record. Lineage: Eukaryota; Metazoa; Chordata; Aves; Passeriformes; Acanthisittidae. The coding region runs from base 52 to 1488 and encodes 478 amino acids. Gene Ontology annotation, biological process: small GTPase-mediated signal transduction; negative regulation of endocytic recycling. The transcript is spliced from 13 exons. Gene Ontology annotation, cellular component: cytoplasm.
CUGCAGUCCUCGUUCUAGGCGCAGCUAAAUAAACUGCGGUGUUUGGGGACCAUGGCUACAGACCCACUCUCGGAGCUUCAGGAUGACCUGAAUUUGGAUGAUACCACUCAGUCCCUUGGCCAGCUCAAACUGGCCUCCAUAGAUGAUAAGAACUGGCCAGCAGAUGAAGCCCCUGCUUUUCCAAAAUCAGAGGACUUCAAAGGUUCCCCUGAGCCCAUCACUCACCUGCAGUGGGAUGACCCCUACUAUGAUAUCGCCAGGCACCACAUUGUGGAGGUAGCAGGUGAUGACAAAUACGGAAGAAAAGUCAUUUUGUUCAGUGCCUGCCGGAUGCCCCCAAGUCAUCAGCUAGAUCAUGUGAAACUGCUGGGGUACCUGAAAUUCACACUGGACCAAUAUGUGGAGAGUGAUUACACACUGGUGUACCUGCACCAUGGCCUGACCAGUGAGAACAAGCCAUCCCUGAGCUGGCUGCGGGAUGCCUACAGGGAAUUUGAUCGCAAGUACAAGAAGAACAUCAAAGCCUUGUAUAUUGUACACCCAACAAUGUUCAUCAAGACCCUGCUGAUUCUCUUUAAGCCUCUGAUCAGCUUUAAAUUUGGACGAAAGAUUUUUUAUGUGAAUUACCUUAGUGAGCUGGAGGAGUAUGUGAAGCUGGAACAGUUGGGGAUCCCAAGCCAAGUGCUGAAAUAUGAUGAAUACCUGAGAUCUCUGCAGAAACCUUUACAAGUGCCCCAGAAGCCAACACCCCCACGCCCACCGCUGCCAAACCAGCAGUUUGGAGUCUCACUACAGCAUCUUAGGGAGAGGAGCCCUGAUCAGUCUCCUGUUCCUCUGGUGGUCAGAGACACCAUUGCUCAUUUGCAGGAGCAUGCUCUUGCUACAGAGGGGAUUUUCCGGAGAUCAGCAAAUACACAGGUUGUCAGAGAGGUCCAGCAAAAAUACAACAUGGGUGUGCCUGUAGAUUUCCAGCAGUAUGAAGAUGUCCACCUCCCUGCCGUGAUUCUCAAGACAUUUUUGAGGGAGCUACCUGAGCCCCUUCUCACUUUUGGUCUCUAUAGCCAUGUUGUCAGCUUCCAGAGUGAGUGUGGACGAAGAGAAUCGUGUGGAUGUUGUUCGCAAAACACUCCAGACUUUGCCAGAAGAAAACUACCAAGUGCUCCAUAUAUUGACAGCCUUUCUGGUGCAGGGAAGCUGAAAGCUCCCCAGGGUGGAGGUACAAUUGUGAAAUACCUGAGUAGAAGAGGGGUGUCAGAUCUGCCCUACAGAACUUUCUGCUGCCAAGAAAGACACUGCAUGGCUAUUCUAGCAAGUGGGAAGGUCUCUGCUCACAGUGAGAGAAACAAGAUGACAAAUGCCAACCUGGCAGUCGUGUUUGGCCCAAAUCUGCUGUGGGCCAAAGAUGUAGCCAUCACCCUAAAAGCCAUCAACCCCAUUAAUACCUUUACCAAAUUCAAAACCAGAAGGAGUGAGGAUGCGGAGGCCUGA